Amoebophrya sp. A25 is the source of this 2638-nucleotide messenger RNA. The record is from the annotation of a GenBank genome assembly. NCBI's taxonomy places the organism in Eukaryota, Dinophyceae, Syndiniales, Amoebophryaceae.
AGAUACUUACAUACACAUAGGACGACAGCUUCUCGAUUAUCAUGCAUUUCUAUUUUCUUCGUUUCGUUUUUUCAUCUGCUUUAGCAUGUCUAAUGAGACCUAAAAACAUACGAGUCCUCUUGUAGUUGUAUCCGAUGCUGAGCAGAAUCUAAUUUACUUGAUCUUCAUGAUGAAAAAUGUAAAUUUCGUUUGCAGCUGACUGCUAGUGGAGACCUGCUAACUGGCGACUUCUUACCCUGUAUCUGUGCAAAACCAGCGCGUGUAAUUGGCCUGCUAAGGUUGCGUGCUUACAGGCCACGUCAUCGCGUACGAAUCUAUAGACCAGCUGGGAGAGGCCGCCAAACACUUCGAUCUGUGAUCUUUAGCAGCGACCACCAAGUAUAAGACGAGCUCUACUUCGUUAUUAUCUUCGUUGCACAUCGACACCAAGGCCGUCCUCGUCAAAAUGGCACUAGCUACAACUGCGACAGCCGGUGCGCCAGCCGAUGGAGCCAAAGCUACUGUGGAGUCAGCAGCCAGCUUCCAGGUCAUGGUAACUGGCGAACUUGAAGGCGCGCAGGUAUCUUCUGCUACUCAUACUGAACACGAACAAGAUGAAGAUGAAGAACAUUCACGGAAUACUCAAGAAUAUACUUAUCCACCUUGUGAAGCUGCCCUUACUCUUUUAUCUUCUUCAUCAAAUUCAAACAACAGCUCGGUUCCUCGGGGCGAGGGCCGCUUAUGUGCGUUUUCUCAUUUCAGUCGGGUCAUGAUUGGACAGUUGUGCAGGGCACGACACAGGUGCAUUUUCUACUGUACUGGAGGAACUUAAAAUUAUGCGUUUUUUUUAUGCAACUGCAACAUCUUCAUACUUUUACAACACCAACAUUACAAGGAACUUGUUCUAGAACUACUACAUUUACAUCAAAAACGUGUUUUACGAGAAUCAAUUAUGAUUCUUUUUUAUCUUUUGCAUUUGUGAAACAAAGUCUAUCUAAAACCAUCAGGGAAUAACGCAGCUCGCAUGCAGUGCGCAUCCAACAACGAAAGUAAGUGGUCUUUUCCAUGGCGAUCCGCGGGAAGUCGUUUGGAACUUCCCUAUUGGAGUAACCUACAAGUCGACCAAUGCUUAUGGAUGGCCACGGCUGAUCGUAUUUUGGCUCUGCUUUCCAAUUUUUUUUUCUUACUUUAACGCAUGCAAUGCCAAUUAUGCUUAGAACAAAUGGAGGAAAAAGAACGGUGGUUUUUCAGAUUCAUAUUAGCUUGAGUGCUAGUCGAAGUUGAAGAUUUUCACUCACCUACAACAUGAUAUACUUCGUCAGGUUUCAGUAUACGGUACGGAUCUCUGUAAUCGACGAGUCAUCAAAGGUUAUGGAUCUAUCCAUGUGCCUUGCACGCCUGGCCGCCACGAGAGGACCAUAAGACUCUUUCGGCCGAUUUCGAGGUUCUAUUUAUAUAUCGGAUUUGUUGAAGAUGAAAAAUAUUUUAGUCGUGUGUGUUUGCUUAAGAAUGAGAUUGCUACGCCUAGUCGUGGCUGCCAUGGUGUCGAUAUUCACAUCUUCCUAUCGAUUAGUCUCAGGUUUAGAUGUAGACUUCCAAGAUCAAGAAUCUACGUUGGCAUACUCCUGUAAUCCACAUCGCAUUCAGUUCUUGGCUGGUCCGGUUUCUUGGCUGGCUGGGGGGCAAUCCCGCUCAAUUCGUGGAUCCAAGGAUAGUUGCUGGGACGGAAGGCCGCGAGGUCGUGCGGGUACAAUCUGGAGGGAAAGUCAAAGUCAUUUUUAACGUUCUCGCAAAGGGGCAUAAGGAAUUCAACUACGACCUGGGUGGAGGCUGACAUGGAUGUACAGCACUAGAACCUCAUUGUCAAACAUCCCCAUGCAUGUCCUACUUGCAAGAACUUCCCCCUUCACCUUCAUUCCAUCCAGCUUAUAUAUGACUCAGGGCCGAACGCCCCCCCCUCCCUCCCCCUGUGGUGUGGUCGGUGGUGGCGCGCCCGCGCGCUUUUCCGCGCGGAUUUUUCGCGGAUUCUAGUGGUGGAAGGCGUCAAAACUUGGCGCGGGCCUCCCCUUGCGCUUCUCAGCGUGUUCCUAACCGCCACGGUCGCAAGAGCAGGCAAGCCGAUGGCCAAGGGCCCGGAGGGUACAGGCGGCACGGCUCCAGGGGUCCAGCCCCUCGCCUUUUGCCGUCUUCGGAGGCCUCCCGCUGCCGGUGCACUGCUGCGGCGGCGAAGCCUAGCGGAUGCACUGAGGGCACAGGCAGGCACCUGGGAGGGGGCGCCGGCGGUCCCGUGGGCCCCUUUUGUCUGUAGCCCUCUAACCCUUCAAGUCUGUCGGGUACAUGGAAACGAGAAGGAGGCAGCGAGCCCCCUGGUCCCCCCUUGAGGCCUUCCACCUACUUCCCAGGCCUCCAGGGGGCACAAAGCUCCUGGAAGGGGCCGGGGGUGGCCCCUUGGCCCCCUUUUUAGGCCUUCCUCCCCCGGCAGACGCCUCCUAAAGGGGUCCAGGGCGCCCGCCCCCCCCCCCCCCCCUAGGGGGGGGGCGUCGCCCCGCGCCCCUACAUAAUAUUUUUUUGAAGUACAUUGUUCAAUCCUCAUGAUCUCUUGAUAGACACUAUCGUUAUGAUUGCGAGGACCAUCCUGAUCCUGUUCGAAGAAAGUAAC